CUUUAGGGGCGUUGGUGUAAUUAACAUAUCACAAAACCAAUCACCUCUCUCUCUCUCUCUCUCUCUCUCUCUCUCAUCUGAAUCCCCCGAACCCUCCGUCUUCUCAACUAUAGAGACACACGGACAUAGUCUGUAUCUCAGCUCCGAUUCGACUCAUUCCUCUCCAAUCUCUGCUUUCAGGUCAUUCUGUCAUUGUGCAUGAGGAUGUCUUCACUGACUGCGAGUACUGUCCCUACCCCGGCAACAAUACCGUCAGGUGAAUUUUGGAGCAAAUCAACCGGGAGGCUAAACAGAAGAAUCCCAUCUAAAAGUUAUACAGUUUUUGGUUUAUUUAGGAUCAGAUUUUGGAGGAAGAUGAGGGGGACUGAAGUGAGAUCAGAGAGUCAGUGCAGGAGGCAGACCAAGCUCAGUUGUUCUUUUCCAUUAGGGCUUAUGCCACUUGGCCUGCAAUUGAAGCCCUUAGAUAGAAGGCACAUUAUACAUGCUGUUCAAAUGAGGUCUGCUUCUAUAAUAUGUGCUGCUGCUCUGAAUGCGACAUGUGCUGCAGAGCAAACUCAAACUGUUACACGGCAAUCAUCAACCAUUACCGUUGCUCCCAUUCAAGGUAAGGAAAAGUCACCAGAACUUGACGAUGGAGGGACUGGAUUUCCACCCCGUGAUGAUGGUGACGGAGGUGGUGGUGGAGGGGGCGGUGGAGGGGGCUGGACUGGCGGAUUCUUCUUUUUUGGAUUUCUCGCCUUUCUAGGCUUCUUGAAGGAUCAAGAAAGCGAGGGGCCGUACCAGGACAGUAGGAGGAGAAGACAACGAAAUUAUUAGUUAAUAAAAAUUUUUGAAGAAUUUUCCACAAGUUGCACGCGAAAAUUUCAUUGUGCUGUAUUCUCUUGUGAUUGAUGAGAACAAUAAUUAGUAGUAUGUAAUACACACUGAGGCUGCUAUUUGCAUGUCUUAUUCCCCAAAUUUAUACGAUGUGCUUGUGCUAGUGAAUACUUUGAAAUGGGUAGGCAGUUCUAUGUAAUGUUCCUUUGAUUUUGUGAAGUAGUUGUGACUAGCCGUGUAUAAUUUAGGGGCAAGGAAAGAUCAACAUUCUGUCUUGAUUUUUGUACUUCAUAAUAUUGACCAUUGAAUACUGCAAA
Molecule: messenger RNA, 1133 nt
Organism: Camellia sinensis
Lineage: Eukaryota; Viridiplantae; Streptophyta; Magnoliopsida; Ericales; Theaceae
Source: RefSeq, a predicted model, not a curated record